AUGUCCCUUGGAAGGGACAUUCGGCUCUUAAGGAGUGCAGAAAACGUUUAUUAUCGUGCAUCGAAAAUUACGCCUGAAAAACGCGCCAUAGCACUCGGACAACGAGGAGCAUUUCGAGGAUCAACUGUAUGGUUAACAGGUCUAUCGGGAGCUGGAAAAUCGACAAUUGCAUUUGCAUUAGAAGAAUAUAUUGUUAGUAAAGGAUUACCAGCGUACUGCCUUGAUGGUGAUAAUAUAAGAUGUGGUUUAAAUAAAAAUCUUGGCUUUUCUGACGACGAUCGUGAAGAAAAUAUCCGACGUAUAGCAGAAGUAUCAAGAUUAUUUGCUGAUGCGGGUCUCAUGUGUAUUGUGGCAUUUAUUUCACCAUUUGAAAAGGAUCGUGAACAAGCAAGAUUGUUGCAUAAAAAAUAUGAAUUACCAUUUAUAGAAGUUUUUGUUAGUACACCAUUGCCAGUAUGUGAGACAAGAGAUGCUAAAGGUUUAUAUCAUAAAGCAAGAAGUGGACAAAUCACAGGAUUUACUGGCAUUGAUGCUCCGUACGAGACACCAUUAAAUCCGGAUGUUAUCAUUGACACUACCACACUCUCUGUUGAAAAAUGUGUCGCAGAAAUUAUUUCAAAAUUGGCUGAAAACAGUGUUUUAUCACCAACAUUAAUUUUAUCCGUUCGAGAAUUAUUUAUUGAUGGAUUAAUGAAACAAAAAAUAAUAGAAGAUUUACCAAAUAUACCUAAACUAUCAAUAACUGAGUUGGAUUUACAAUGGAUUCAAGUGUUGAGUGAAGGCUGGGCAACUCCACUUUCUGGCUUUAUGCGUGAAACCGAAUAUUUACAGUGUUUACAUUUUGGAUGUUUAAUGAAAGGUCAUACUGAAAAUCAAACUGUUCCAAUUGUUUUACCGUGUACUACUGAAGAUAAAGAACGUUUUAAAUCAUCUAAUGCAUCGUUAAUUGCAUUGUAUUUUAAUGAGAAACCAGUAGCCAUAUUGAGAAAACCUGAAUAUUAUGAACAUCGAAAAGAAGAACGUUGUUCACGUGUAUUUGGAAUGUAUGACGCUGGUCAUCCACAUAUUAAAAUGAUUAUGGACAGUGGAGACUGGCUUAUUGGCGGUGAUUUAGAAGUUUUUGAACGCAUACGUUGGAAUGAUGGUUUAGAUCAUUUUCGCUUAACACCAAAUGAAUUACGGCAACGUUUUCGUGAUAUUAAAGCCGACUGUGUAUUUGCAUUUCAAUUACGAAAUCCAAUUCAUAAUGGUCAUGCACUGCUGAUGCAAACAACAAAACAGUUACUUUUAGAUAGAGGAUUUAAAAAUCCCGUUCUUCUUUUACAUCCAUUAGGUGGAUGGAUCAAAGAAGAUGAUGUUCCAUUACCGACACGUAUGGCUCAACAUCAAGCGGUUUUAGAUGAUGUGGAUGAUGUACUUGAUCGUUCACGAACAGUUUUGGCUAUAUUUCCUUCGCCCAUGUUAUAUGCUGGUCCAACAGAAGUUCAAUGGCACGCAAAGUCUCGUAUGUCAACGGGUGCAAAUUUUUAUAUUGUGGGUAGAGAUCCAGCAGGCAUGCCUGAUCCACGAAUAAAAUCAAAAGAUCUUUAUGAACCCACUCAUGGUUCAAAAGUAUUAACCAUGGCACCUGGACUUAAUCAAUUACAAAUAUUACCAUUUAAGGUAGCGGCUUAUAAUAAAUCGACAAAAAAAAUGGAUUUUUAUGAUCCAUCAAAACACGACGAUUACGAUUUUAUAUCUGGUACAAGAAUGAGACAAACAGCAAGAAGUGGUGGUUUACCUCCCGAUGGUUUUAUGGUUAAAAAAGCCUGGGAUGUUUUAGCAUCAUACUACAAAUCAUUGAGUGAAAAAUAA
Molecule: messenger RNA, 1854 nt
Organism: Didymodactylos carnosus
Lineage: Eukaryota; Metazoa; Rotifera; Eurotatoria; Philodinida; Philodinidae
Source: the annotation of a GenBank genome assembly